AUGAGAUUACCUAUCAGUGUGUUGUUGCUCUCUAUCUGGGCUAUACUAUUCACCACAUCGUAUGCGGAAGAGCAAGAAGAGUCAAAGGCAGGUGAACCAUCAUUCAUUUCAACCGAAGAUGCCAGUCAUAUUAUAAGUAAAUCAAAACAUACUAAUAAUUGGGCUGUAUUAGUAUCUACUUCUAGAUUCUGGUUUAAUUACAGACAUAUGGCAAAUGUGCUUUCAUUAUAUAGAACUGUUAAGAGAUUAGGUAUUCCAGAUUCACAAAUCAUUCUUAUGUUGUCUGAUGAUGUGGCAUGUAAUCCAAGAAAUGCCUUCCCUGGUACUGUGUUUAAUAAUAUGGAUCAAGCCAUUGAUCUUUAUGGUGAAUCUGUUGAAGUUGAUUAUCGUGGUUAUGAAGUCACUGUGGAGAAUUUCAUCAGAUUGUUGACUGAUAGAUGGGAUCCAGACCAUCCAAGAUCAAAAAGAUUAUUAACUGAUCAAAAUUCAAAUAUAUUCAUUUAUUUAACUGGUCAUGGAGGUAAUGAAUUCUUAAAAUUCCAAGAUGCAGAAGAAAUAGGUUCAUAUGAUAUUGCUGAUGCUUUUGAACAAAUGUAUGAAAAGAAAAGAUAUAAUGAAAUCUUCUUUAUGAUUGAUACAUGUCAAGCCAAUACUAUGUAUGAAAGAUUUUAUUCUCCAAAUAUCUUAGCAGUUGGUUCAUCAAGAUUAGAUGAAAGUUCAUAUUCUCAUCAUUCCGAUAUGGAUAUUGGUGUGGCUGUGAUUGAUCGUUUUACUUAUUUCACUUUGGAUUACUUGGAAAAGAUUGAUAAAGAUUCUCAAGAAACCAUUGAUAAGUUAUUUGAUGUCUAUACAUUUGAAAAUGUUCAUUCCAACCCUGGUAUUAGAACUGAUUUGUUCCAUAGAAAUGUUAGCGAAGUCUUAUUAACUGAUUUCUUUGGUAAUGUUCAAAAUGUGGUGGUUAAUGAUGGUGAUGAAGAUCUUUUAUAUAUCUCCAAUCAUGAUAAAACAGGAGAAUUACUUAAAUUCUACGAUGAAGAACCAGAAGAACAAAUAAGUGAAGGUAUUGUCAACUCUACAAACAUAAAAACGUCAUAUCAAAUUGAUUUCGGUGUUGAGAAUGAAGAAUCAUCUGAUCAAAUCAUUCAAGUUUCUCCUACAUUAGCAAAACGUUUAGGUUUAGGAACAGGUUUAGUUGUCAUUGGGUUAUGGUUCGUAUCUACGUAG
This is a messenger RNA of Scheffersomyces coipomensis, 1224 nucleotides long. It is a transcript of the gene GPI8, whose product is annotated as GPI-anchor transamidase. The record is from RefSeq and is a predicted model, not a curated record. Gene Ontology annotation, molecular function: GPI-anchor transamidase activity. The coding region runs from base 1 to 1224 and encodes 407 amino acids. Gene Ontology annotation, cellular component: GPI-anchor transamidase complex. NCBI's taxonomy places the organism in Eukaryota, Fungi, Ascomycota, Pichiomycetes, Serinales, Debaryomycetaceae. Gene Ontology annotation, biological process: attachment of GPI anchor to protein; proteolysis. The transcript has a single exon.